Manihot esculenta (cassava) is the source of this 793-nucleotide messenger RNA. RefSeq names its product protein TERMINAL FLOWER 1. The transcript is spliced from 4 exons. Bases 177 to 695 code for a protein of 172 amino acids. The record is from RefSeq and is a predicted model, not a curated record. Gene Ontology annotation, cellular component: cytoplasm; nucleus. Gene Ontology annotation, biological process: negative regulation of flower development; vegetative to reproductive phase transition of meristem. NCBI's taxonomy places the organism in Eukaryota, Viridiplantae, Streptophyta, Magnoliopsida, Malpighiales, Euphorbiaceae.
AGAUUCCAGUGAGUUUUAUUCUUUAUGUACAAGAUUUUCUAUGUCUUAUACUUCUCCUAAACUAACUAGCCAGAUCUAAUCUGUUACUUGCAGAGUACUUCUUCUUAGUUCAGUCACUAUAUAUUCUAUGCCCAUUGCCCAAUAACUAACACCUUCUAAUCUCUCUCUCUCCCUCUAUGGCAAGAAUCAUAGAACCUCUCAUUGUUGGAGGAGUCAUAGGAGAUGUUCUUGAUCCUUUCUUACCAGCAAUCAAAAUGUCUGUCUCUUACAAUAGCAGACAAGUCCACAAUGGUCAUGAGCUUUUUCCUUCCACACUUGUUUCCAAGCCUAAGGUUGAAAUCCAAGGAGCUGACUUGAGAUCUUUCUUCACAUUGGUCAUGAUAGAUCCAGAUGUUCCUGGUCCUAGUGAUCCUUACUUGAGGGAGCACCUGCACUGGAUAGUGAGCAACAUUCCAGGAACAACAGAUUCCACAUUUGGAAAGGAAGUGGCGAGCUAUGAGAUUCCAAAGCCUAACAUUGGGAUCCACAGGUUUGUGUUUGUUCUAUUCAAGCAAAAAAGAAGACAGAUAAUAAGUCCACCUUCUUCAAGAGAUAACUUCAACACUCGAAGAUUUGCUACUGAAAACGAUCUUGGUCUUCCUGUUGCUGCUGUUUUCUUCAAUGCACAAAGAGAAACUGCUGCAAGAAGACGCUAAUUAAUCAGACGUUUACAUUUAUGAGAUCCUUGGACAUCUCUUCUUCAAAUUUUCCAUGUCAGUGAAAGCUUGUCAUCAUCAUCAUAAAUAAAAUAACU